Messenger RNA from Exophiala mesophila, 1091 nucleotides. RefSeq lists its product as uncharacterized. The transcript is spliced from 3 exons. NCBI's taxonomy places the organism in Eukaryota, Fungi, Ascomycota, Eurotiomycetes, Chaetothyriales, Herpotrichiellaceae. The coding region runs from base 1 to 1062 and encodes 353 amino acids. The record is from RefSeq and is a predicted model, not a curated record.
AUGGCAGCGAACUUCAAAGUCCCCCAGGGGGCCGUCGCGAAUGUCCGCAUUAUCGACACUACGACAAGUAUCAAGCAACUGGCCGUCAAAUUCUUGAUGACGCCCCCCAUCCCGGGUUUCGACAUCCUUCCAGAACUUCCAACAUGGUCAUUCCUCGUUGAAAGUGAUACGGGCAAGAAAGCGCUGUUCGAUCUUGGAGUGCCGCCUAACUGGGAGACAUUUGCACCUGCAGUCGUCAACCGGCUGACUGCUAACGGCUGGGAGGUAAAGGCGGACAAGCACGUGGUGGACAUUUUGAAGGAGAACCAAGUCGAUCCUGCUUCGAUCAACAGUAUUGUAUGGAGUCAUUGGCAUUGGGAUCAUUUAGGUGACCCGUCCACCUUUCCGGGAAGCACAGAAUUAGUGGUCGGCCCUGGGUUCAAGGAAGCAUUCUUUCCGGGUUACCCGAGCAAAGAGGACUCUCCAGUCCGUGAGAGUGAUUUCAGAGGUCGAGAAGUGCGGGAGAUUGAUUUUGACGGACCCAAUGUGAUCAAGAUUGGUCAACUACGAGCAGUUGAUUUCUUCGGGGAUGGGUCUUUUUAUUUGCUCGACACCCCCGGGCAUGCAGUGGGACAUAUAGCGGGACUGGCCCGAACGACCCCAGAUUCAUUUAUUCUGAUGGGUGGAGAUCUGUGCCACCAUGGGGGCGAGAUUCGACCUUCGCCGUAUAUGCCCCUCCCUGACCAAGUCCGGCUGAGCGCAUUCGCACAUCUUGCAGGUGGAGUGUGUCCCGGUGCAGAACUCGAGUCGUUGCAGAAAAGCAGGUCGAGAGCGAUUGACGAACCAUUCUACGAUCCCAGCAUGGGUCUGGAUAUCGCACAAGCGAUCGAGACGAUCAAAAAGACACAGGAGGCCGACGCUGUCGAUCACGUUUUCUUCAUCUACGCACACGAUACGUUUAUUCGUGGUAAAGUGGAUAUGUUUCCCAAGUCGAUCAACGACUGGAAAAGCAAGGGCUUGAAAGAGAAGCUAUUCUGGGAUUUUCUACAAGACUUUGCCCCAGCCAUUAAGGGCAAGGAGUAGCAUUUAGGAGUGAAGGGAUUAGUUGACCG